CUUAUUUCGGGUUUCGGAUCCCAGGUCAGCUACCCGAAUCCGCUGAUCUCUAAACCCUCGCUUCCCCGUCUCCCCCUUCCGUUCUUAAAAGCCCCCCCUUUUGCAAGUAACUGAAGAGCUCGCCGGGCGCGUGGUCGCGAUGGAGCCACCGGAGAUGGCGGCGAACGAUAAGGAUCUCUACGCACUUCUCCACAUCUCACCUGAGGCCUCUGACGAGGAGAUCCGCCGUGCUUAUCGCCAAUGGGCACAAGUCUACCACCCCGAUAAGUACCAAGACGCUCAGAUGAAGUAUGUAGCAACGGAGAAUUUUCAAAAAAUUCGUGAUGCAUAUGAGAUCUUAACAGAUGAGCAGAAACGGCUAAUAUAUGACAUCUAUGGCAUGGAAGGGUUAAAGUCUGGUUUGGAACUUGGGCCAAAACUGAGUAAACCAGAUGAAAUUAAGGAGGAACUUGAAAGGUUACAGCGUCGCAAAGAACAAGCGAAGGUUCUAUCCCAUGCCCGGCCGACUGGUGCACUUAUCGCUAAUAUAUCUUUGCCACGAUUUCUAAAUGGUGAAGGCAUGAUGAGAGGAAUGGCCAUGUCAACUGGAAUUCAAUCUCAGAUCUCCAAGCGCAAUACAGUUGUCAUGGGUGGAAACUUGGCCGUUAAUGGUAAUGCAGGUACUGGUGCUGCAUCAGUAUUGCUGAGACACCAGGUUUCUCCUGUUGCUUCAGUAGAGUUUAUGGCUACAGCUGGUCUACGAGCACUUAUUGGCAUGCAGACAUCACGCCACCUUUCACUUCAUUCGACAGCAACUACCGGUAUUGCAAUUUCUUUGCGAGAUGGAUCAAUAAAUCUUUCUAAUGCUUGGACUCGCCAACUAUCAGAAUCAUGCGUCGGAAAUGUUGAGCUUGUUUUGGGAUCAGAGUCAUCUAUUGCUGUUGGAUGGCAAAAGAAAGAUGAAAAAACCUCUGCUGCUGGAGAAGUAAAGUUUGGGACAACUUCUUUCGGGGCAUCAGCUCAUUAUACUCACCAUUUUUCUGCAAAGUCACAUGGUCGAGUGGCUGGUAGGGCAGGAAGUGCUGCGCUUGAGUUGGAAAUUGGGGGUGGACGACGUAUAUCAGAGUUCAGCACAGUUCGGAUGGUCUACAAUAUAGGAAUUCAGGGUAUCUUUUGGAGAUUCGAGUUGCACCGUGGCGGCCAAAAGCUAGUAGUUCCUAUUUUGCUUUCCAGGGAGCUGAAUCCUUUUUUUGCAACUGGUGCACUUUUGGUUCCUUCGUUCUUCUAUUUUUUCUUCAAGAAAUUUAUAGUGAAACCCUAUUAUCUCAAGCGGGAGCGACGAAAGGCUGCUGAAAAGAUGGAGAAGUCAUCAACUCAGAUUCGGGAGGCUAGGGAUGCCGCUGAGAAAGCACAGCAGUUGUUGCAGAAUGUCUCAAACAGGAAGAAAAAUAAACAAUUUGAGAAAGGCGGAUUAGUUAUUACCAGGGCAGUUUAUGGAAAUCGUGAAGCAAUCAAGAGAAGUGGUGAACAGACUGAACUAAAUGGUGAGACUACACCCCUCCUAGAUGUGACAAUUCCUCUCAACUUUUUGGUGACUGAUUCUGGUCAGCUUAAGCUUCAUGAAGGUGUGAAGAAGUCUGGCAUUAUGGGCUUCUGUGAUGUGUGCCCAGGAGAACCCAAGCAAUUGCUUGUGGAAUAUACACUUGGUGGCCAGAAAUUUGAGGCGAUAGUUGAUGACACCCAGGAAUUAUUGAUUCCACAAGACAGACACAGAAUUUAGUUCAUGUUAAACAGCUUUAGAUGCAAACAGAGGCUGCCUCAGACAAUUUUGCAUGUCUCCAUGCCAUUGAGGUUCUGACCUACAACAUCAGGAUUCGAAUAUGCUUUACCUGCAAACUUGAUCUCAUUCAAAACUUAUUUGCCAUUUAUAAUUGGCAGAAACUGUACUUAGUGUCACUAUAUAAGGCAGUGUAAAAAUAAUUAUUUGCUUCUCGGCUGCCAAUGUUUCUUAUUAGAAGAAAAACUGUUCACAUGCCAACUGUGUAUACGGUUGAGAAGUGCUAAUUGGAAUAGGUUGAUGAAGAGACAAUGCAGAGAUUGUUCGUUAUUGAGAUCUCUUUUCUGCACGUCUUGAUAGUUGAGACAAAUAUCCUUGUUGCUUAAAAGAUUAUUAUUGUGCCUAAAUUUCAUGUUCUUCAAGGUAA
This is a messenger RNA of Dioscorea cayenensis subsp. rotundata (Guinea yam), 2183 nucleotides long. Its product is annotated as chaperone protein dnaJ 13. The coding region runs from base 140 to 1759 and encodes 539 amino acids. Lineage: Eukaryota; Viridiplantae; Streptophyta; Magnoliopsida; Dioscoreales; Dioscoreaceae. The transcript is spliced from 13 exons. The record is from RefSeq and is a predicted model, not a curated record.